AUGUUCUGGUCCCAAGCAUCGUUGCUUGUCUUGGGCCGCCAACGGACUGGCUUCAUAUCAUGGUCGAAACCGAUGAUCCAUUCCUCUCAACCACUUAGCUUCCCUCGAUUGGUCUAUCCGCCCCGGAGAAUGUGGGAAUCCACGCGAGUUCAAUGGCACUUUACCCUCAGCCAUCGUUGGCCACCUGCAACUAAGAUACUGUCCAACAUUGUCUGA
Molecule: messenger RNA, 216 nt
Organism: Pyricularia oryzae 70-15
Lineage: Eukaryota; Fungi; Ascomycota; Sordariomycetes; Magnaporthales; Pyriculariaceae
Exons: 2
Coding region: 1-216 (71 amino acids)
Source: RefSeq, a predicted model, not a curated record